AUGAAUUUAGUGAGUUAUUUAUUUAUUGCCGGGACAUUUAUUGUCCUGGCGAGGUGUGAUGAUUCAAGACCUUGGUAUGAAACUCUUCCUGCUGUUGCGAUGGACUACAAAGUGCACAUCGAUGCCGGGAAAGAGGAUUGCUACUUCCAGUAUGUAAAUCCCGGAGCAACUUUCUUCGUCAGUUUUCAGGUGCUGAGAGGCGGUGAUGGAAAGGCUGGAUUUGCAGUAAGAAAUCAAGCAGGUGAAAUAGUACUUCCUUAUCAAUGGCGGGCUAGUGCUGAUUAUCAAGACCAAUCAGGGACUGGUGGUUACUACAGUGUGUGUGUUGAUAAUCAAUUUUCACGUUUUGCUGGCAAAUUAGUCAAUUUAUAUAUCACUGUUAUCAGGUAUGAUCAGUGGGAUAAAUUUACUAAAGAAUUAGAAGAAUUAAAUCUCUCAGUUGAGAAUUUUACGAGUACGAUUGUUAAUGUUGAAAAAAAUAUUAAUGAGAUGUUACACACACAAGCUAUAAGUAGAAGUCGAGAAGCACGUGAUUUAAAUUUAAUAACAGAAAACAAUUCGUAUGUUCAAAACUGGUCUGUUGCACAAGUUAUCGUUAUUAUUGCAACGACGAUAUUACAAGUAUAUUUUGUAAAAAAAUUAUUCCAAGAACGACCAACUGGUUCAUCAAAAAUUCGCAUUUAA
This is a messenger RNA of Cotesia congregata, 684 nucleotides long. Lineage: Eukaryota; Metazoa; Arthropoda; Insecta; Hymenoptera; Braconidae. The record is from the annotation of a GenBank genome assembly.